Messenger RNA from Fraxinus pennsylvanica, 2247 nucleotides. The record is from the annotation of a GenBank genome assembly. Lineage: Eukaryota; Viridiplantae; Streptophyta; Magnoliopsida; Lamiales; Oleaceae.
AUGGGAUGUUCUCCAUCGAAGUUGGAUAAUGAAGCACUUUUACAGCUUUGUAAGGACCGUAAUAAGUUCAUCAAACAAGCAGUUGAGCAUAGAAUGGAAUUUGCUUCGGGACACAUUGCUUAUAUACAAUCAAUGAAAAGAGUUUCUGCUGCACUUCGAGAAUAUAUCAUUGGGCACGAGUCUUGUGAUAAUAUGCUAGAUUCUUUUACACAAGACGACUGCAGCCCAAUAAAGAAAAAAAGUGCUGAUUUCGUCUGCAUAUCACCAAGAUCCUUCUCUGUUGCACCGGCUAAAUCUGAACCCAACUCAUGUUGUAAAAUAAACUACCUCAAGUCUGGUGGAAAUCCUUCUGUUUCUGUUGAGGUGAGACCACCUCAGUCACCAGAAACUGUCAGAGUCGAAGCUUACGCCCCUGUUCAUCAUUUCGAAAUGGGCAGCAUUUUGGAAAUGCAUUCAUCUUCAGUGAGCUCUUCAAUCUUUCAUAGCUCCCCAAACAAUAGACCUAAUUGUUCUCCAAUUUCAGCUCAAACAUCUCAAUGGGAUUUCUUUUGGAAUCCUUUCACUUCAUUAGAUUACUAUGGCUAUCCCACGAGCAGUCUUGGUGAGAAUAUUUUGAAUGAUGAGAAUGCUCGGGCAAGGCAGGUUCGAGAAGAGGAAAGCAUAUCUGAAUCAGAAGAGAAAAAGGAAAAGAAAGAAAUUGAUGAAAGGAUAAAUAAGAAAGAAGAGAGGGUUAAGGCUGAUGAGAACUCCAAGAGAGAAGAAGUUGCUGCGGAAGAUGUUGAUGAUAGUGUCAAUAAUAAAAAUGAGGAUGGAACAAUCAGUGAGCCUAGAACAGAGCAAAACAUAGAAGUUGUAAAAUGUGAAAAUGUAGGUCAAAUUAGUGGUAAAGGAACUGCAGUUAUUGAUUGUGAAUCAAAAGAGGAAACACCGGGAUAUACGGUUUACAUAAAUCAACGGCUAACAAGCAUGGCAGAAGUUGUAAAGGAUCUUGAAGGUCAGUUCAUGAUUGCGCAUAAUUCAGCUACUGACGUAUCACUGAUUUUGCAGGCCGGCAAGGCUAAGUACUCAUCAACAUCAAAUGAUCUCACAGUAAUGGAGAUGUUGAAUCCGGUAGCUUUGUUCAGAUCGGCUUCAUCUCGAUCGUCAUCAUUGUCGAGGGUUUUAGUGAGCUCUUCAACUUCAAGAGAUGAAGAUUACAAAUGUAGUAGCAACUUCUCUGAAGAGUCCUGCACGUUUACAGGAAAUCAUCAAUCAACCCUGGAAAAGUUAUAUGCUUGGGAGAAAAAACUUUACCAGGAAGUUAGGGCUGGUGAACGCAUUCGAAAAGCAUAUGAAAAGAAGUGUGCACAGCUGAGAAAUCAAGAUGUGAAAGGAAAAGAACCUCCUCUUUCUGAAAAAACAAGAGCAUCCUUGACUGAUCUGCAUACUCAAAUAAAAGUUUCAAUUCACUUAGUUGAAUCUGCCUCUAAGAGAAUUGAAACAUUAAGGGAUGAGGAACUGGAGCCUCAGAUAUUAGAAUUAGUGCAAGGGUUAGCAAGGAUGUGGAAGGUUAUGGCUGAGUGCCAUCAACUGCAAAAAUGCACUCUAGAUGAAGCCAAGAUUUUACUAGCUGAAACGCUCUCAACAUAUUCUGCAACAAAGAAACAGACAAUGUUACCUUCAAAGCUACAAAGGCUUGCCAAUUCAGCUGCUAACCUCGAGACAGAGCUCAGGAAUUGGAGAGCCUGCUUUGGGACAUGGAUUGUUUCUCAACGCUCCUAUGUGCAUGCAUUGACAGGAUGGCUCUUGCACUGUGUCCGUUUGGAUCCUAACACAUCGAAAUUACCAUUCGCUCCUCGUGAGUCCUUCGGGGGAUUGUCAAUGUUUAACAUAUGCAUCCAAUGGUCCAGGUUCCUUGAUGCAAUCCAGGAAGCUCCGGUACUUGGUGGACUCGAUCUUGCAGCAGAAGGUGUUUGUUCCUUAUAUGCACAACAACUACAGGAAGAUUCUUGCAGGAAAAUAAGUGCUUCAAAGAGCUGUGGGGGGGAACAGGAACCUGUAGGCGUUGUUGAGGUUGGCCGAUUUGAAGAUGAAGUAGUGAAUGCAGAAAAAAUAGCUGAAGUAGCCAAUAGAGUGCUUUGCGCCGGAAUGUCAGUAGCCAUGAAUUCACUGACAGAAUUUGCCUCUAUUUCAGCUGAAGGAUAUGCGAAUUUGGUCAAGCAAUGGGAGAAUGCCAAACAGCCUAAGAGUUCAGAUAUUGAAAACUGA